GAGGAAAGCGCUGGAGGUGCAGCUCCAGAGUGGCCCGCCGGAGGCGCUCCCCCCGGCGCUGGGCAUCGAGGAGGGAGAGCAGAGGAUUGAGGCCGCAGGGGCUGGGCGGGGGCGCGCCCGCCCAGGCGCAGGCGCCCAGGGAGCCGGCCGGCGGGGCGCCGGGCGAGCAGGCGGCAGGGCAGCUGGAGUGGCUGCUGUCCUCCAAGACCAACGAAGCGACGAGCCUCGCGGCCGAGAACGCUAGACUGCUGUCGCGGGUCGCCGCCCUUCAAGAGGAAGUCGCCCAGCUUAUGCAGGAGUCCAAGGAGAGAGCUGACGCGGCGAUCGUCGGGCGCGAGCACGGUGCCAUGCCGCGUGCGCCCAGCGAGCUGCGGGGGAGGAAGAAGUCGAGGAGCAAAAGUAGAGCUGCGUCAAGCAGUUCUCGUUCUGCGUCAGCCGCACCAGCAGUAUCGUCCAGAACUUCUUCUCACAAGGAACCGGCCGCGGGUAGCGACCGCCGCCGCCAACCACCCAGAUGACGGUGGCCGGCCUCGCGCAGAGCUGCCCGAGGGCGCGGAGGCCGCGGAGGUCUCGAGGCCCCCAACGGCGGCCUCGUCGAGGUCAGCCGCGGGGCUUCCGCGAGGCAGC
Molecule: messenger RNA, 627 nt
Organism: Prorocentrum cordatum
Lineage: Eukaryota; Dinophyceae; Prorocentrales; Prorocentraceae
Source: the annotation of a GenBank genome assembly